Messenger RNA from Aspergillus ibericus CBS 121593, 2249 nucleotides. RefSeq lists its product as uncharacterized. The transcript is spliced from 7 exons. Lineage: Eukaryota; Fungi; Ascomycota; Eurotiomycetes; Eurotiales; Aspergillaceae. The record is from RefSeq and is a predicted model, not a curated record. The coding region runs from base 180 to 2111 and encodes 643 amino acids.
GCAGGAUUGGAUUUAUCACAAUACUAAUUUCAAAUCGCGCGCCAUAUGAAUAAAAAUAAAUAAAAGUCACCCGGUCUACUCCGUGCUUCGCUGUGCGGUGGUUGCCUAGUAAUCUUAAGAGCAUGCAAUGUCAGCGACGAACCAGUAAGAAAUCCAAAUCGUAAACAGACAAUGACGCAAUGGUUUCAGAAACCCGCCUACAUCAAGGCAAGGCCAAUGAGCCCGUCAUGUCGGUUUCGACGCGGGCAAAUGAGAUGAUGCAGGCACCAUCGUUGCUGUCCGGCAAUCUGUUGACGUCGAAUGCUGGGUCGUUCUGCCGGGCCGAGCCGUUUCCAUAUGACUUGCUUAGACGAGUCCUACCGAUGCUAGUGAUGAGACUUCACCAUACCUCUUGUGUUAGCGGUAGUCUCCAAGCCGGCGUUGAGGUGCUCAACCCCUUCUUCCUCACCUCUUCACAUGCAGGGGAUGUUGAAGCUCAGGAAGCUGCUUAUAUUGAGGUGAUACCAGUCGGGAGGACGAUGAACUGGACAGGGGGUCGUCUGCGGCGACAUUCCGAUAUCCACGCUAGAAACAAGAAGCAGCAUUUUAGAAAGCCGAGACCACCAGCGAGAGGUCCUCCAGCGACGCUAUUCAAUGACCCAGGCCCUCUCGAAGAGAGAAGGGACUUUGACCCAGGUGACCAGCUGCGUCAGAGCUCAGACCAACGGUCUCGCAAUAGGAUCUCCCGCUCUUGCUCCGGAAACCCAAACAUUGCAGCAGCUAUACAUGAGCCCUCGCCGGCAUCUCAGCGCUUGGAUAACAUCAAACGCAGGCUUCUAGAAAAGUCGGACUGGGCAUCCGUUGGUGUAGCACGUCCUCUGAAGGUGCUAUUCCCUCCGGUACAGGCGCUACGGGAAUUUGGGAGGCGACGAAGAAUAACGGAUGAUGACCGUGAAAGGUUGAGGUCGUCCGUCUCGCGCACACGCUCUAUCCCCAACACAAAGCGUAGUCAAGAUGCAGUGUCCGAUAUAGGAUCCAUCCAGGGUCUGGAUAUAAGGAUAAACGGAAGACCUGUUGGAGCUGAUCGUUCGAGAACGGAUCGCAGCCAGCCAGUGUCAUCGCAGUCAAUGCUUCUAGACCGUGAAGAGUCCACUCCUGCAAAAGGAACCGCUUUUAUACCGGAAACUGAUCGUGAUAAUAUUAUCAGGAGAAGCUCAUUCGAUCAGAGAUCUUGGAUACUGGGCUCCUCAAGCGUCUCACUUCUGUGUUCAUCCCCCACCGGGAAAUUGUCCACCCUUGACGAUUCCAUCCAUAGUUCGCAAUAUAUGAUCGACGAAUCCAGACACAAAGAUCAGUUGGGAGAUAGAAAAGAGGGACUGCUACAGUCCGACAGCAACUCCGAGACGUCACCGGCGACACCUGUCAGAAGGCGUUUUACAAUCGACGACCAGAUUCUCGCUGAGCAAGAGGGAAGAUUCAAGCCUUACAAUGCAUCCUUGGGAACAAUCAGAUAUGGCGGCAGCCAACAGUUCGAGAGCCCUUUUUCUCUCAGGGGAUCAUCGCAAGGACUUGAGAGCAGUCAUAGGACAGCGCACGAGUCUACAGGCACAUCGUCAACCUUGAAUCACUCCGGCCAUGGCUGGCUCCCUGAACCGCGCCACAACAUACAACGAUCUAUAUCGCGGACAGAUAGAACCGUGACUGACUUUGAGCCAUAUGCGCCUAGAGUUCACGGAGGGCAGUCUCAGCUAAGUACAACUGCGCAGCAAGCCACAUAUCCAAUGAAGUUGUAUGGCCAGUCUGUCAUUCUCGAUGGCAACCAAUUCACCAGCCACGUGGAUUGCCAUAGAGGUGGACAGGCUGAACCAAGCCUCACAUGUCGUCCUGCCACUUCUGGCGAGGAUAAAGAUGGUGCACAGGCGACUGGAUAUCCGGUCGAAGUCAACCCUUUUCGGACAGACAGCUUUGCAUUGUCAGCGAACGCAUUCAAGUUGAAGCACACUGUCUCCCCGAGAUCAGCGAUCUACAUUGAUCAAGCUCGCGUAGCAAAGGAUCGGGUCUGUUUGGCAAAUACUGGGAAUCAAGAAUAUUCCGAGGGAUAUCCCCAGCCUAGAUUCAGACGCAAGUACUAGAUACAUACCCGAUUACUUUUCACCUACCUGAUGUAACACCUGUUGUGUUCUGCAUUCAAUCAACCUCCAGUCCAUCAUGUAUAUGCAGCGCUGUUGUACAGACCAACUACACCGGAUAUACUACCCAUCAAGAAGCGC